Messenger RNA from Carassius auratus (goldfish), 3433 nucleotides. RefSeq lists its product as uncharacterized. The coding region runs from base 38 to 2974 and encodes 978 amino acids. Lineage: Eukaryota; Metazoa; Chordata; Actinopteri; Cypriniformes; Cyprinidae. The transcript is spliced from 2 exons. The record is from RefSeq and is a predicted model, not a curated record.
GCUGCCAGAUAAUAUAAAGAGGGACUGGCUGACAUUCAUGGUCAAUCCAAGAAAUGGAGUCACACUUGACAAUCACUUUGACAUCCUUCUAACAUUCUUAAAGACACAAGAGGACAUUCUAGAGAAACUAGACCAAUUGGGUGUUGGUGAAAAACCUGAAAAGAAAGCCACGUACCUGGAGAAAAGGUAUGCCCUCACAAAGUCCACGAGGAAAGGAGGAUGUGUUGUCUGUGGAGAUGAAAAGCACCGUGAGAAGAUAUUCUUUUGUAAGCAGUUCAAAGAACUAAAGCCUGGUGAGAAACUGAAUGCUGUCGAAAGGCUGGGAGCAUGCAGAAGAUGCCUCCGAUGUCAUGCAGAGGAUGAUGAAUGUACGGACACAUACCUGUGCAGGAACAGAGACUGCAGGAGAGGAAGCUCUUCAGAUCACCAUUUCUUUCUCUGCCUGAAAGGAGGAUUCAAGGGGAAAGAAUCUGUGAAAGUGGGAAAACCCAGCACUAGGAGGCAAACGUUCACAGAGGAGCAAGAGGAAUUAAUAUCUGAGCUUACCCCGGAUAUGGCAGAAAAAUUCAGGAGAGCCUUCACCAAUAUGGCUGCAAAAUCACACUGCACUGGAAGAAGCCUUCCUGGAGUGAUGGACUCAAGCAUACGUGAGUUACCAGUUAUUCUUAUGCUUCUCGAAGUAACCACCAACGCAGGACAGAAAAUUGGAACUCUCAUUGACUUAGCAUCAGAUACCAACUACAUCACUCAUAUAGCUGCCAGGAGACUGAAGCUUCAAAGUGAAAAGAUCACACUUGUCAUCCAUGGAGUUGGAGGUAUGGCCAUGAAGGUAAAGACUAAAAGAUACUUACUCAAGGUAAGAGUCAAGACACCUAGAGGCACGGAGAAAGCUCAUGAGCUGAUCUGUUAUGGGUUGGAUGAGAUUGCAAAAGUUCACAGAGUAAUCAAAGCGCAGCAACUCAAGAAGUUCUUCCCCGAUUCCAACCUGGAAGAUCUUCACAGACCAGAACACGUGGAGCUUCUCAUAAGCCACCGUGAAGGAAGACUUGCUCCACAGAGAGUAAAGGUAGUAGGAGAUCUUGUCCUGUGGGAAAGCCCUUUAGGAAAGACCGUUGGCGGAGCACAUCCAGACCUCUGUGAAGUAGUGGACAUGGCCUUGCACAAUUCUGAGACUCACUUUGCACGAUCGAUGAGAAUCACAGCAGUGAAGUAUCAAGAAAUUGCUGGGAUGCAGGAAUCUAGAGCUGAAACCAAAACCACUGUUAUUGGCAGAGAGUUCUUGGACUGGUGGAAGUGGGACAGCAUUGGUGCGGCCUGCGAACCCAUGUGUGGAGGAUGCCGGUGUGGUAACUGUCAACCAGGAGGCAAAGACAUGACUCUGAGUGAAGAAAGAGAGCUUGAGAUGAUCAGGCAAGGCCUCAGUUAUAUGAAGUCAGAUGCGCAUAGUCAGGAGCCUCAUUGGGACGCAAAAUACCCCUGGAUUGAGGAUCCAAGUUCCCUCCCCAACAACAGAAGCGCAGUGGAAGCCACAUUUCUGAGGAUGGAGAAACAGCUCAAGAAAGAACCAGAGUGGCGUGCAGCAUACACAACUCAAGUCCACGAGAUGGUGGAAAGGAAGGCAGCAAAGAAACUCACUAGAGAGACCAUUGCUGACUGGAAAGGACCAGUAUGGUACGUCAGUCAUUUGGUGGCGCCAAACCCACACUCUGUAACAACACCUGUCCGACUGGUAUGGAACAGCAGCCAGAAGUUUAGAGGAAUCAGCAUGAAUGACCUUCUCCUGAAAGGGCCUGAUGUACUUAAUCCCAUCCGAGCAGUGCUACUAAGGUUCAGGAGAGGAGUCCAUGCUGCCCUCGGCGACAUCAAGAAGAUGUACAAUUCUGUGUGGCUUGAAGACCUGGAGAUGCACCUCCAUCGAUUUCUCUGGAGAAACAGUGAAGAUGAAGAAAUUGAGGAAUAUGCCAUCACCAGGGUCAACAUUGGCGAUCGACCAGCAGGGUGCAUAGCACAACUGGCCAUGAGAGAGACAGCAAAGCUGCCAAUGUUCACUCAUCUGAAGGAGGAACGGAGAGUCAUUGAAGAGGAUUCCUAUGUAGAUGAUAUCCUGACAUCCCAUAAUGACCUGGAAAAGCUAGAUGAAACCACCAAAGGAGUCGAAGAAAUUCUGAAGGCAGGUGGAUUCUUCCUCAAGCCGUGGGUCCGAUCAGGCCAAAGUGGGAGGCAGACGUCUACAUCCGAACAUCCAGCAUCGUCAGAUGAAGUCCUCAUUCUCCCCAACCAAAUGAGAGAAGGAGACAACAAAGCCCUUGGAGUUGGUUACCUGGUUGAACCAGACAAACUGUAUCUUAUGACCUCGAUAAACUUCUCAAAGAGAAAAAAGAAGAUGAGAAUCAGCCAAAAUCUUGUCGGAGAAGAGGUAAGAAGAAAAACUCCAAACCCACUGACUAGAAGACAAUUGCUUAGCCAAGUAGCUAGUUUGUAUGACCCAAUAGGCCUUGCAACACCGGCCAAACAGAAAGGAGCCAUUCUAGUCAGAAAGGCAUUUCAAGAAGCUGGAGGCAAAACUCUAACACGAGACACAUGGGACACACCUCUGUCUGAAAGACUUAGAGAAGAAGCCAUCCACCUUUUUGAGGAAUACACACGCCUCAACCAAAUUACCUUCCAUAGAAGCCUAACACCAGUCAAAAGGAUUGGAGAACCCUGGGGAAUAACAUUCUCAGAUGGGAGCGACCAGAGCUAUGGAGCUGUUGCAUACUUCAGGUGGGAGACUGAGCAAGGCAUCCUGGUCCGGCUUGUUGAGUCCAAAGCCAAGCUCACACCACUUGACCAAAAGGGAAGAUGCACUCAGGGAUCUCUUCCUUGCAGCUCAAAAGGAGGUAACCUUGCCAGACACCACACUCAGCAGACUUGCUGUGGUCAAAGAGGAAAGCACUGGACUUUUGCUCUGUGGAGGAAGAUUCCAAGUCUUUAAUGAAGAAAAAACUGCAGUACCAAUCUUGCCCUGCACAUCCUGGGUAUCCACUCUUCUAGCUCAAGAAGCCCACAAGGCAAAUCAUGAAGAAAUCGCAGGCACACUCCUCCGGAUGAGAAGGAAAGCAUGGGUGGUAAGAGGCCGGAAAUUAGCUCAGAAGAUCGUUGAUAAUUGUGUGACAUGCAGGAGACUUAGGGCCCGAAGGUGCCAACAGAUUAUGAGUGACCUCCCAUCGGAACGAAUAACACCAGCCAAUCCAUUUGAGUACACGACAGUGGACUUAUUUGGACCUUACGAAGUGAAGGAUGAGGUGAGAAAGAAGGUGAAACUCAAAGUGUGGGGAAUUGUCUUCUGUUGCAUGGCGUCUAGAGCUAUGCACACAGACCUUGUCAGUGACCAGUCAGCUGAAGGCUUCCUGUUAGCCUACCAAAGAUUUACAGCACUGAGAGGACAUCCGAG